CCAGCCUUUUAAUAUGGCCGCUACAGGCAAGAAGUCAAAGAAGGCAAAAUGGAUCAAAGCCGACAUCACAAGCAUUAUAGCAGAACCGACCACAAUCGCAACUACCAACAAUUGGGCGAACGCUGCAGAAGAUGAAACGGAAAAUUUUGGAUAUGCAUCGCAUACACGGGCACCAGUUGUACUGCCUUCAGCUUCUCGUGCAGCACGAGGAGGCUUGGCAGUUGAUGAUGAGUCAAUACCACAUCGCCCCCCAUUUAUUGCACACAUCUCUAAUCUGCCUUAUGAUGUUGAAGAAAGUGCUAUUGCAGAGUUAUUUGCUGACCUUAAGGUUACCAACUUAAGACUUCCAAGAGAGGGUGACAGACUCAAAGGUCAUGGAUAUGUUGAUUUUGAAGACAGAGAAAAUUUAAUUGAAGCUCUCAAUAUGCCAGACUUGACAAUAGGUGGCAGGAGAGUACGAAUUGAGGUGUCUACUCCAGAUGACCGUCGAAUGGGACGAAGUGGACGCUCUGAUAGAGAUAGGGACUAUGACCCUGAGCGUACAAUGGGUGACUGGCGCUCCGGACCCCGCGCUGUACCCGACGCGCCCGGCCGCCCUCGUCCUCCCAAUGACAGAGAACGAGAUCGGGAUCGGGAUCGCGAAAGAGACUCGAGUGCAGAUAACCGUCCGGGAGCCUGGCGCGACGCCGAGCGAGCCCCCGAGCCCGCGCGGGCCCCCUACGGCGGGAGGGACUCCUUCGGACGUGACCGCUAUGGAGAGGAUAGAGGUAGAGAUCGGGGUUAUGGUGGACGAGAUGGAUUCCGUGCUGCACCAGACCGUGAAGGAGGAUUCAGCAGAGAUAGUAGAGGAUUCGGCGGCAGAGGUUUUGGCGAUCGUGAUCGUGACCGGGACCCACCUCCAAGAGAAGACACAAAACCUCGUGAACGUCCUAAGUUGAAUUUGUUACCGCGCACUGUGCCUCGCGAGACCGAAGCCCCCACCAAGCCCGCCGACGGAGCGCCCCUGGAGGAAAAACAAGAGAAACAGGCUCCGAAGCCGGUGCCUGCUGAAAAAGUGUUUGGCGGCGCUAAACCUGUUGACACUGCUGCUAAGGAAAGAGAAAUUGAAGAGCGUCUACGAAAACAGGAAGAAGAAGCCAGACGCGUUGCUGAAGAAAAAGAACGUUGGGGGGGACGUAGAGUACGUACUUUAAAAUAAUAACAAUCAAACGUUUCUUAUAAUUUAACUUCUACUAACAUAAUUUAUUGUCGAACAGAAUGAUCACUCUGGAGAUCGUCGUGGAGGUGCUAGAAGAGGUCAGUAUCAAUUUACAAAUACACUUUAAUUACUUUUUAUUAGAAGUAGGUAUACUUACAUUUUUCACGAAAAUGACGAGUAAACAUAUUGGUGCUGGUAGUGGU
Messenger RNA from Bombyx mori (domestic silkworm), 1401 nucleotides. It is a transcript of the gene eIF4B, whose product is annotated as eukaryotic initiation factor 4B protein. The record is from RefSeq and is marked provisional. Lineage: Eukaryota; Metazoa; Arthropoda; Insecta; Lepidoptera; Bombycidae. Gene Ontology annotation, molecular function: RNA binding.